AAGACGUGAGCUGCUCGAAGCGUCCGAGUUGUCGAAAGCAGUGGAGCUCCGGUGGGAUUCUCUGUGAUGGGAACUUAGUGGCAUUCUGGACUUCCGCCAUUCGGGGAGAUGCUCGUGAACACCACGACGCCGGCGCCGAUGCCACCGGUGGGGCUUUCUACAGCGGGGACCUUCGCAGAAAUAUACGAGAAGCUCCUACCGGUACUCCUGCAAUGUUUCGUCAUCGUGGCGUUAGGCUACAUUUCGGGUCGGACACGGCUGAUUCCCCAAUCGGACACCAAAGGACUCCAACUGGUCGUCUCCUAUUUCUUCCUACCGGCGUUAGUGUUCCGAUCAUUGGUGACGAUCGAUUUCUACACGGUUAACUACAGAUUCUUGGCGUCGAUCCUCAUCGGAAAGCUGGUCAUAUUCGGACUGGCCGCCAUUCUCACAUGGCUCCUGAAGAGGAAGGACCGGGUUGCGUUCGCCGGUCUGUUCGGCAUAUUCUGCAGCAUGUCGAACGAUUUCGCGUUGGGAUACCCUUUAGUCAGCUACCUGUACGAGAAAGACCAUCCCGAGUUCUCGCACUACCUGUACCUGAUCGCUCCGAUCCAGCUUCUGAUCAUCAAUCCGAUCGGUUUUGUGCUAAUGGAGUACGGUCGUCUGACGAAAAGACAAAUACCGUCACGGUGCAGGAGCAAGGCAAGCUCUCACUAUUGGAAAACUAUCCUAGGAAUCCUGAAGAAUCCCAUCAUGGUCAUGACAGCUGCUGGCAUUGUGGGUAACUUCGCUUUCAAGCAAAAACUUCCCCGCUUGCUCGAAGUGACGACCGAACCUCUCGGAGCCGCCUUCUCUGCCAGCGCUCUCUAUCUUCUAGGCCAGAACAUGGUCGGGGGCUUCAGCAGCAUGUGCAAAUACACAAUGUUGACCACUACCCUAAUCGUCUCUGUGAAAGUUCUGGCGGCGCCCAUUCUGAUCCGCGAAAUCAUGUCCCAGAUGGGCAUUCCCGACCCAGCGUACACGGAUUUCGGCUUCCUCUACGGGAUGCUCCCACCCGCUCCGACGGUGGCGAUUUUUGCCGCUCAGUUCUGUCUGCCGGGAGAAGCGGUCUCGGCCGGAGUCGUCGUCGGAACCUUCGUUUCGGCCCCGCUCAUCUUCAUCACCGCCACGAUGAGCAAGAUAAGUGAAUCGAGCCAGUCGUACCAACAGACGAUGGUGUCCGCCAUCUCGUAUACCAGUCUGAUCGCCUUACCGCUCUGUCUAUGGACGCUCUUCGUUUUGAUCCCGAAAAAGCAUCGAAUCACUCACUCUACGGCAAUUUGGCUACUAUCGGCCCAAACACUGACUUGCAUCGGAGGGAUCAUGCUCUUCUGGGCGCCGGGAGACGGCAGCGUAUUCUUCUACGUCCACACGUCGGUUUCGCUGGCGGGUAUUUUCGCCUCGCGCAUCUGGACAGCGAUGAUAGCGACCAUUCUCAUGCUGUGCCACGAGAGAAGUCUCUGUUUCGUGCUCAAGAUCCGGAGCACGUUGUUGAUCGGCGGUUCCGCAGCCUCGCUGAUCGCCACUCUCAUCCUAUUGGCCGGUAUCCCGUUCGGGAGCCACUUAAACCUCAUGAACGAUCCGAACUUCCAUCUCGGCCGAAUCCAGGCGGGUGUCGCGCUGAUCUUCCUCAUCAUUUCCUUCCUUGUGACGAUGUACGGCCUGGUUCGCCAGCAGAGGUUCCGGUCGCGUGAAGAAUACGAGCCUUUAUUCAUCGCUGACGACGCGAACUCAGUAUCCCCGAGCGUCUCUAAUAAUAUUUCCGUGGGACUUAACGAUCAGGCGGUACCGCAACUGCCAACCCCGGCGGCUCCUGCCAGUUCGUGCGCUAAUUGCUCCUGCUACAAGGGUAACCAGCCUGGAACGGCUAACGCCCUCCCAGACCUCGAGGACUUCGGGCUGUCGAAUUCAGUCAGGCGUAAAGUUCCGAGAGUGCGGCGGCUAAGCGAAAAGCAGGAAGUUGCUGCCACGGCAAGUAGCUCGGUGGUCAGCACGGAUCCGACCAUGUGUGGUCCGACUUACCAUUGCACACCUGCCGACAGGAAAACGUGCAUCUCAUCGGUAAAGCAAUAUCUCGAACAAGUACACCCCGGCGAAGAAGUCACCGAGCCCGAUGUGGAUCUUCAUCAGAACUUCAGACAUGUUUGUUUGCUCCUAAUGCUUCUGUUCUCGAUGAUGAUCGGCAUAGCGGUCUCGCUCUGGCAACUGCUCACCGAAAAACCAACCGGCAUUUUGCUAGAACUCGAGUUCUUAGACAUAAUCUUGAAUUAUGGGCAGGGAAUUCUGACGUUCAUCGUAUUCGGGGCCGACGCCUCGUGGCUGCUUUUCCCGUACCAUGCGAUCCUGAAAUUCUUCUGCAAAAGCGAAGUCAGCAUUCCUGCGUUUUGCGAACUUUCACCCGAAGUCAAACAGCUCUGCGAACAAUUCCGGAUCUAUCACUUGGAAAUCUUUGCGAACGACGUCUGGCCUGGAGUCGAUAUAGAGAACGUCAAGUUUUCCGGUCAGCAAAUGUGUGAUUGGCUGUGUAUGGUGGGAUUGUCUCACUCUCGAGACGAGGCUGUGACGUACGGUCGCACUCUUCUAGAGGGCAGGACAAUCGUACACGUUUCGAAAGAAAAACAUUUCGAGGACGAUGUCCACCUAUACCAGUUCCUAGCUCAUCCUCCGUGUGCCGUUCGAGCAAACAGCGAUAACUUCAAUGUCUAAAAGAACGCGAGGUUGCGCGCGAACGAAAAGUGAUAUCCGAGUGAGAAAAGAUUUACCUUUAAGAAGUUCAUCCGUUCCUCGUGAACGGCCGAUCUCGAUCGAGAAGCUGUUCCCAAUUCAUCGAGCAUAUUCGAUACUCCACGAGGUUCGCAUUUUUCACAUGUUCGAGGUUUGAGAUGAAUAUUGUGUCGAAGCGAACCUGCUCGAGAUUCAUGGCCCACGGACAGAUCUUCUGAGUUUUGGUCCUAGAAAGAAAGAACUUAUCGAGAUCUUUGUAAAAUUUGUAUCUCACAGCAAUUAUCAGACUCCGUCCUGAUCUGUAUAGAAAAUGAAUGAUUAAUGACUGGAACAGCGUAAGUUAUCAAUCUAAUGGUUGCAAUUUUCAUCGAAAGGAAAAUAUUUUAAUAAAUUAUGUUG
Messenger RNA from Galendromus occidentalis (western predatory mite), 3141 nucleotides. Its product is annotated as integral membrane protein GPR155. Gene Ontology annotation, cellular component: membrane. The record is from RefSeq and is a predicted model, not a curated record. The coding region runs from base 109 to 2724 and encodes 871 amino acids. The transcript is spliced from 2 exons. Lineage: Eukaryota; Metazoa; Arthropoda; Arachnida; Mesostigmata; Phytoseiidae. Gene Ontology annotation, biological process: transmembrane transport; intracellular signal transduction; negative regulation of BMP signaling pathway.